AGAUCUGUACUGUUCUUUCUUCAUCGUCUUCGCUGAUUUAUCGGGUUGGAUCUUCGAAAAUUACUGGAGAAAAAUGGCAGCGAUUUACAGUCUUUACAUAAUCAACAAAUCUGGUGGUUUGAUAUUCUACAAGGAUUGUGGAACAAAGGGAAGAAUGGAUACGAAUGAUAGCUUGAGAGUAGCUAGUUUAUGGCAUUCAAUGCACGCCAUUUCUCAGCAGCUAUCACCUGUUAAUGGCUGUACUGGGAUUGAGCUUCUUGAAGCCGACACUUUUGAUCUACAUUGUUUCCAGUCUCUCCCUGGAACAAAGUUCUUUGUGGUUUGUGAACCUGGGACUCCUCACAUGGAGAGCCUCCUUAGAUACAUUUAUGAACUCUACACUGACUAUGUCUUGAAGAAUCCUUUCUAUGAGAUUGAAAUGCCUAUCCGUUGCGAGCUUUUCGACAUCAAUCUUACUCAAGCUGUACAGUCAGAUCGCGUUGCCUUGUUAGGACGAUGAGCCAGAGAUUGAUUGUCUGCUGUGGGAUCUCACCUCUUGGUCUUUCUUUUUUUGUGGUUUUCUUAUUCCGACGGGAUUUUGUGUGUGAUAAACAUCUGAACUUUGUAAGAGAACCUAAGUUUACAACUAUUAAGUUUCGUUCUCUUCCUUACA
Capsella rubella is the source of this 652-nucleotide messenger RNA. RefSeq names its product trafficking protein particle complex subunit 4. Gene Ontology annotation, biological process: endoplasmic reticulum to Golgi vesicle-mediated transport. The record is from RefSeq and is a predicted model, not a curated record. The transcript has 3 exons. Gene Ontology annotation, cellular component: TRAPP complex. Lineage: Eukaryota; Viridiplantae; Streptophyta; Magnoliopsida; Brassicales; Brassicaceae. Bases 74 to 499 code for a protein of 141 amino acids.